AUGGUUAAACACACAGUAAUAGCUAGAAUCUCUGAUGGUCUUCCGUUGGCAGCCUCAGUUGAUGAUGAUCAGUCUAAUGAAGCAGAACUUGCAGAUUAUAAAAACAAAGCCAAGCUUUUAUUUAAAAAAAUGAAUGAGAAUUCUGAAGAACGAUGUUCAAUUGAAUCAGGAAAUUAUGUUUUCCAUUAUCUUAUUCAAAAUGGAGUUUGUUAUAUGACAAUUUGUGAAAGGUCAUAUCCACGUCAGUUUGCGUUUAGUUAUUUGGAAGAACUUGCGAAAGAGUUUUUGAUGAGUUAUGGAAACGAAGUUGAGAAACGAACUUUGAGACCUUAUGCAUUUGUUAAAUUUGAUACUUUUAUGCAAAAAACUAAAAAAGUGUAUCAAAACACUAGAACACAACAUAACCUUGAUCGAUUAAAUACAGAAUUAAAUGAAGUAGCUAAUAUAAUGACUAAAAAUUUGGAAAAUGUCUUAUGGAGAGGCGAAGGGCUAGAAAAAAUGAGUUCUUUAUCUGAUCAACUUCGUUACGAGUCUCAAAAAUAUAAAAAAUCAGCAAGAGAUCUUCAUCUACAACUUCUUUACCGACUAAUUAAAAAGAAACAUUUACAUGAUGCAUUUAAAAAAUUGGCCAAAAAGUUUGCUGAACUACAAUCAAAAACAACAGAAAGACAAUCAGACUUAUCAGCAUUGCAGUCACUUGAUUAUGAAGAUAUAAUUAUUUCAAAUGAAAUAGAAGCCACCAAUGACCCAAAACAAGGAUUAAGAAGUUUUACUGUAAAGAAUAUUAAUGAAACAGGUGAUGAUUUUAAUGAUAGUACAACUGCUUCAAUUGUUUCUGAUACUAUUUCAAUUUUGACUACAAUUCCAACAAAUGAUGAUAAAACAAUUUCAACUGAGAAAGAUACAGUAUCAGAUGAAAAGGACAUAAAUUCAAUUUCAGAAGAAUCAAAAAUAAAUCUGAAACAAGAGUUUAAAAUCUUGGCAGAAAAAGCAAAAGAAUUUCAUCAAAAUGUAUUGGAACCAUUGAAAUCAUCAAAUAAAGACAUGGUUUCAGCAAUCAAAAAUUUGUUAUCAAAGAAUUGCCCAAAACAUUUAUUGGAUCGUCAAUUGUAUUUUGAAAAAAAAUUUGAUUAUUUGAUGGAUAGAGUGGAGCUAGGUAAGAAUGUUUUGGAACAACAUGAUGCAAUCAAUGACUUCUUGAAUCAAGCCAAUGAUAUUAUUGAUUGGGUAAAUCCACAUUUAGAAGUUCUUGGUGAAAUAUUGAAUGAUUGCACUUUGGGUGAAUUUAGUGAAGAUAAAUUACAUGAUUUAUUGAUGGAAGUUAACAAGAUUGAAUCAGAACAACAAGCAUAUACUGAUAUUGAUAUUGGACUUGAAGUAAUACAAUUUAAAAAAGCAAAAGUUGAUGAUUUAUGGCAAGAAUUACAAGAUUCUAUACCAAAAACCAAACAACAAUUGGACCAAGCAUUACAAGUAGCAGAUUUCAAAGAGAAAAUCAGAGAAACACUUUUCAAGAUUGAAAAUUUAUCCAAUAUAAUAUCAUCUUCAUUGGUGGAUGAGAUUGGCAGAUUGAAUUGA
Molecule: messenger RNA, 1578 nt
Organism: Entrophospora sp. SA101
Lineage: Eukaryota; Fungi; Glomeromycota; Glomeromycetes; Entrophosporales; Entrophosporaceae
Source: the annotation of a GenBank genome assembly